Messenger RNA from Crotalus tigris (Tiger rattlesnake), 1976 nucleotides. Its product is annotated as olfactory receptor 6X1-like. Gene Ontology annotation, cellular component: membrane. NCBI's taxonomy places the organism in Eukaryota, Metazoa, Chordata, Lepidosauria, Squamata, Viperidae. The transcript has 2 exons. Gene Ontology annotation, molecular function: olfactory receptor activity; G protein-coupled receptor activity. Gene Ontology annotation, biological process: G protein-coupled receptor signaling pathway. The coding region runs from base 758 to 1702 and encodes 314 amino acids. The record is from RefSeq and is a predicted model, not a curated record.
CAUAGGAAUUCUUUGGCUUUGGGGCUGUUUCAAUCAAGGAGGUCUUUACCUGGAAUCUCAUGAGAUCAUGGAGGGUGACAGCAAGAUCCCAGAGAAAGAAACAGCUGCUUUGAGUUGAGGGAAGGAAGUACAACAUCCGAAGUCUCAAAGAUGAAAUGAACCAUAUUUUGAUUAUUUUUUAAUGUUACCACUGCAUAAUUCUAUCAAUUUUUCUCCUCUGAUGCUCAAAUCAUUUUCUCCAAUCUCCUCCCACCCUUCUUUUCUUCUCUGUUUUCCCCCCUAAAAAAGUAAGAUGAGACUGGGAUAUGAACUUAAAGAAGCUAUGUUUAAAAGCAAAGCUGAUUGAAGCUAAGAUUAAUUGCCCCAAGGAAGAAAGAAUAUGGCCAGUGUAACUUCUGAAAUAUCAGUCCAAACACUGAAAUAUAAUGUUCUGCACCUGAAUUUGACUUUUCACAUACUUCCUUGUGUAAUGUAUUACAAAUGAUGAAAUGAAAUACCUUUUUCACUUAAAUGUGUAGAUGUUAUAACAAUACUAGUUAAUUUUCCAGACAGACAAAUUUAGAGAAAUAGAACAUUUCAGAAGUUUUAAAUGCCCUGUGCUUCUUUCCUACACCCUUCUUUUCUGCUUUGAGUUUUUUCUUCAUUUGAUUCCAUUUCUUAACCUUAUUUAUAUAUAUAUAAUGCACACGGUAGCAAUAAUUUUUGAAAUGCUAUAUGUCAUCUCAGCUACCACUGAGAAAUCAUUGACAAUUCUGAAAUGAUGGAGUCUAGGAAUAUGUCUAGAGUGAGUGAAUUUAUCCUAUUAGGAAUUCCCUUUCUGUAUGAUCUUCACCGAGUCUUCUUCGUGGUGGGUCUAUUCAUGUACCUUGUAACCAUCCUUGGGAAUGGCUUCAUCCUUAUCAUUGUAGCAAUUGAGCCAAGACUUCAGACACCAAUGUACAUCUUCCUAAGCAACCUUGCUUUCCUGGAGAUCUGCUAUACCUCCACUGUGGUACCCAAAUUGCUACAGACGUUUAUAGAAGCCAAAACCACCAUUUGCUUCCAUUGCUGUCUGGCUCAAGGAUUUUUUCACUUCUGUUUUGGUACCACAGAGCUCUUCAUCCUCACAGCUAUGUCUUUUGAUCGCUAUCUGGCCAUCUGCAAGCCGCUUCAAUAUCCCAUCAUUAUGUCCAAGCACAUGUGCUUUCAAAUGUCUUUGGCCACCUGGUAUGCUGCCUUUGGGAUUAUCUUUUUUCAUUAUUUUAUUAUUUGGACAUUGCCAUUCUGUGGGUCCAAUAUUGUUGACCAUUUCUUCUGUGAUAUUGGUCCUCUGUUGAGCCUUGUGUGUGCUGAUAUUCAUCUCAUUGAGUCCCUCAGAAUAUUGACUAGCUUUGUCGUUGUGAUUAUGACCUUAUUUCUCAUGAUUCUGUCCUACAUUUUUAUCAUUGCCACCGUCCUACGCAUUCCCUCCUCUGUAGGGCGGAAGAAGGCCUUCUCCACCUGCACCUCUCACCUGUUGGUAGUGUCCAUCUUAUAUGGAGCUCUUGUCUUCAUGUACGUGAGGCCCAACGUCCAGUCCUCAUACCGCUUGACAAGGACUGUGGCGAUUCUGAACACCACUCUUACCCCAAUGCUGAAUCCUUUCAUAUACACAAUUAGGAAUGCCGAAGUCAAAAAAGCUGUCCAGAAUGUAAUCCAUAAAAGGAAAGGGACCUUACAUUGAGACAAUGAAUGGAGAAAUAGUUCCAGCACUGUCUUAUGCAACAGGAAUGAGAUGAACUUUAGAGAAUUGCGGCAUUGGUGGCAUUUUGAGUGUGGCAAUCAGAAUUCAAUCGGCAGUUUCAGACUUAAAAACACCAUUUGACUUUAUAGUUUACAAUACAGGUGGUUCUUGACUUACAAUUACAAUUGACCCCAAAAUUGUGAGACAUUUGUUAAGUGAGUUUUGCCCCAUUUAACAACCUUUCUUGCCACAGAUGGUAAGUGAAUUACUGCAG